CCGUACCUCACGGCACAGUUAGCGCACUGGUUUCAGCGCCUCUACACCUCCUCUCUUCCGCAGCAGACUUACACUGUGUAUUUAACCUUGUGCUCCUUUCUUUCCUUACCACUUCCAGUUUUUUGAUUUAUCGUCGCUUGUUGGACUUUUUCACACAUGUCGGCUCAGGACAGACUUAGACGGUAUCGAGAACAACAACAGCAGCAACAGGGUGGAAAUCCGUACGGAAGUCCACCCGCGGCACAGCAGCGGCGCCAAAACCCUUAUGACCAGCGUGAUGAAGGACAGAAUCAGUAUGGAGGACAGAACGGGGGCUCGUACAACGACAACUCCUAUUCACAGCCACAAUACAAUCAAGGAAACUACAACCAAGGAAACAGCUAUGAACUCCAACAAGUAGGAAAUGGUGGCGGAUAUGGCAAUCAGUAUGGCAGUCUACCUGCGAACGACAUGGAUACGUUCUAUAACGAGAUCGAAGCCAUCCAAAACGAGAUCCGUACCUUCAAUGCUAACGUCGACCAAAUUUCUCGCCUUCACUCGUCCUUGCUGUCUAACGUUGAGCCUGGCAACAGUCGGAGCAACCAGCAGCUGGAAAACUUGAUGGAGGAGACACGAGGCAUGGGUUCGGAGAUUAAAAAUCGCAUCAAAGCGCUUCAGAUGCAGCCGGUUGAUGAAAAGGCCGCAAACAUGCGAAAGCCGCAGAUUGACCUAGUUCGAGAGAGGUUCAAGAAUGCUAUUGAGAAAUACCAAGGCGAGGAAAAGCUGUACCGUGAUAAAUACAAGGAACGGAUGGCUAGGCAAUUCAAGAUUGUGAACCCAAAUGCCACCGACGCAGAAGUUCAGGAAGUUGUCAACGGUGACCAGGAUGUGCAGAUAUUUGCUCAGGCAGCAAUGGGCAACAGAUACGCGGAUUCUCAGAGAGCGUAUCGAGAAGUGCAACAGCGACACGAGGAAAUUAAACGUAUUGAAAGGACUCUGAUUGAGUUAGCUCAGCUGUUCAACGACAUGAGCUUGCUUGUCGAGCAGCAGAAUGACCAAGUCAACGUCAUUCAUCAGAAUGCAGAGAAUGCUGCUGGAGACAUUGAGGCUGGCAAAGUGGCUACGGACAAAGCCGUUGUGUCUGCACGCGGGUACCGCAAGAAGCGCUGGAUAUGCCUCCUUCUGACAUUGAUCAUUCUCAUCAUUGUCGGUGUCGCGGUUGGCGUUGAAGUGUCGAAGAAUGUGAAUAACAACAACAAGAGUAACUGAGUAGUUUCCGGGCUGCAUGGGUCUCUAAAGUGCUAUCUUUUUCCCCUCCUCGACUGCAUUCGUUGCUGGACAGCAACGGAGAAGACAUACCUCUUUCGUACAUGAUUUUCUAUUUCGACUUCUGAUGUACAUCGUAAGCAUAUGGGACAUUCUCCUUCUCCUUCUCUCAUUCUACAGUAGCCUGGUCUCACACUCUUUUCAAUUCGUUUCUGCUUUUAUCUCUCUUCACGACUAUCUAUGUGUUGGUUACUAUUCCUAAAGGCGUAGCGCCCAAUAGAUUAUGGAGGAACUAAUAGGAUGGCGUUAGCUAUUCGAGAUGGGACAAAGUCAGAGAGUACACAGGUCGUCGGAGGUUCACUGAUCGCGACGUCGGGAGUCGGGCCUUGCCACGUGGAGCUCCGACGCCGAUCUUCCGGUCCGAGAAAGUUUGGACGGCCUUCUAGCAAGUGUUGAGAGCAAUUAAAUCCACUUAACUAAGAAAACAAUAGUGAGAUCAGCCUUAUGUGUCCUAUUGCAUGGCCAUUUGACCCCUAGAAUGCCAUUGUACUACCGUGUCGCAAAAGACUGCCAGAAUAGGGAAGGAUAUGUUGCGAGCAAAACGGCCGAGAAAGGGCAAUGAAAACCACGUGAUCUGAACUUUGAAAGGG
Messenger RNA from Fomitiporia mediterranea MF3/22, 1895 nucleotides. RefSeq names its product t-SNARE. The record is from RefSeq and is a predicted model, not a curated record. The transcript has 8 exons. Gene Ontology annotation, biological process: vesicle fusion; exocytosis; intracellular protein transport. NCBI's taxonomy places the organism in Eukaryota, Fungi, Basidiomycota, Agaricomycetes, Hymenochaetales, Hymenochaetaceae. Gene Ontology annotation, cellular component: endomembrane system; plasma membrane; SNARE complex. Gene Ontology annotation, molecular function: SNARE binding; SNAP receptor activity. Bases 157 to 1248 code for a protein of 363 amino acids.